AUGGAGCGCCGAAUUGCCGCCCACCGCGCCCAGAGACCCGCGGACUGGGACACUCUGGAGGAACCAGUCGACCUAAUUGGCGCCCUUCCGGCUGCAUUGGCCGGAUACGAUACUUGUCUGCUGGACUGUUUGACGCUCUGGGUCAGCAACCUGUUGCUAAGCAAUGAAGGCAGCCUUGACGUGCAACGGGAUAUUCUGGCUACUUCCGAUGAAUUGAUUGAUGUAUACGAACAUUCGUCGUCCACAUGGAUCAUCGUCAGCAACGAGGUGGGCCUGGGGGUGGUGCCGACCUCGUCGCUGGGAGCGGCGUACAGGGAUGCUCUGGGACGGGUGAACCAGGUCAUCGCGGCGCGGGCCGACAAAGUUUACUUUAUGGUUGCCGGACUGGCGCUCGAUCUGAAGAACCUGGGCGCAGUCCCACACACCAGCGCCGAACUGCGCCUUACCUGA
Geodia barretti is the source of this 450-nucleotide messenger RNA. Lineage: Eukaryota; Metazoa; Porifera; Demospongiae; Tetractinellida; Geodiidae. The record is from the annotation of a GenBank genome assembly.